Molecule: messenger RNA, 2235 nt
Organism: Cryptomeria japonica (Japanese cedar)
Lineage: Eukaryota; Viridiplantae; Streptophyta; Pinopsida; Cupressales; Cupressaceae
Product: serine carboxypeptidase 1
Exons: 14
Coding region: 191-1696 (501 amino acids)
Biological process (GO): secondary metabolic process; proteolysis
Molecular function (GO): acyltransferase activity, transferring groups other than amino-acyl groups; serine-type carboxypeptidase activity
Source: RefSeq, a predicted model, not a curated record
AUGGGCACAACACAAAUUAUUUUCCACAUCCAAAACGACAUAAAUUAAUGAUAAUGUCCAGUCCCCCAGUGAAACAGAUGUAGAUACCUGCAUUAGAAUUCCUAAUCUAGAAUCCACUGUGAAUCAUUUAAGUAUUUGAACACCGACUAACUUCUGUAAUGUAGUACAUACAGAAGCAGCUUGGGCAAAAAUGUAUUAUAACAAAAGCACUCAGGAAGCAUUUUUAUGCAUUAUUAUUUACCUUUUGUUAGUGGGUUCACUUCAGGUGGCUGAGGAAGCACCAGCAGAUGCAUGGGUAGAGUCCUUCCCUGGCUACAUUGGAAGCCAGGCUUACAACAUAUAUGCCGGGUAUAUAACAAUCAGUGAGACUCAUGGUAGAGCUCUCUCUUACUAUUUUGUUGAAUCUGAAAGAAAUCCAAACAAAGACCCAGUUCUUCUGUGGCUUACUGGUGGUCCUGGUUGCUCAAGUUUCACUGGAUUUGCCUAUGAGAUUGGCCCAAUGUAUUUUGAUCUCAAUUACACUGGGGAUUUGCCCAAACUUAUCGACAAUCCACACUCUUGGACUAAGGUGUGCAACAUUAUUUUUCUUGAUUCUCCAGCUGGGACUGGGUUUUCCUACUCCAAUACAACUGAAGACUACAUUUUUGGAGAAUUUAAGAUUGUCUCAGAUGUGUACAUUUUUCUUACUAAGUGGUUUGAGGCAUACCCUGAGUUUCUAUCUAAUCCACUAUACAUUGGAGGAGAUUCUUAUUCGGGCGUUAUUGUACCAAUGUUGACACAGAAAAUAGCAGAUGGUAUCGAAGCAGGUGCAAAACCAGUCCUAAAUAUGAAGGGCUAUCUGGUUGGUAAUGGGAAGACAGAUGACAAAUUUGAUUUGGCACAAGUGCCCUUUGCACAUGGAAUGGCCCUCAUAUCAGAUGAAACAUAUGAGACAACAAAGGAGGCUUGCAAAGGUAAUUAUUCGUCCACAAAUUCUUCAUGUCUAUCCAAAUUGCAAUCAAUAUAUCAGCGACUUUUUGUUCAACUCAAUACUGCUAAUAUCCUCGACCCAAGUUGUUUCCCCAUUACAGUGAAGCAAGAAAAUGUAAGUGGCCAAAAAGAAACAACAAAGAGAUAUGGGAAAUUGGAAGUGCUUGAUCAGCUUAAUGAAGCAAGGAGCAGAAUGUCUAGUCAAGUUUGGUUCACUAGUUUCACAGCUCCAGAUGGAUAUCUCCGAAUUCCCCUUCAACUUGGUUAUGAAGACAGGCCUUGCCCUUCUCUGGACAAAUAUCACCUUUCAGCUAUCUGGGCAAAGAGUUCUUUUGUCAGAAAAGUAAUUCAUGUCCUACCGGAGAACAUAACAGGGGAGUGGAAAAGAUGUACUCCUCGUUUUAAAUAUAAACGUGAUGUCACAAGUGUGAUUAAAUAUCACCAAAAUUUAACCAAGAGAGGUUAUCGUGCUUUGAUCUACAGUGGCGAUCAUGAUUUGAUUAUGCCAUUCGUUGGAACUGAGGCAUGGAUCAGAUCAUUAGGAUAUUCAAUAGUUGAUGAAUGGAGAUCGUGGUUUGUAGACGGACAGGUUGCUGGAUACACAAGAACAUAUGAUCACAACCUAACAUUUGUAACUGUGAAGGGAGCUGGACAUACAGCCCCAGAAUACAAGCCAAGAGAAUCAUUUGCGAUGUUCAAACUAUGGAGUUCUGGAGAGCCUUUGUGAACAUUCAAUCAAGCCAUUAUUAUUGCCGUAUUCUUCAUUCAAUUUAAGAUAUUUAUUAUGACUUAUUCUUUUGUAUUAUUUUUCUAGCUUGUUCAAAAGGUUUUACACUUGAAGUGUGUUUAUUGAAACAAUGAGGUCUAACAUCCUUUCUCCCAUAAAGUUGUAUCUUCUAAAUCCUAAGGAAUUAGUAAUAGUAUGUUUUCCUCUGACUUAGGCCAGUAAAUAUAUUUCUCUGCUAGGAGCAGAUAAAAGUUUCAUUAUAUGUGAUCUAAAAGGAUCUCAAUCGAAGAGUGCAAUGUGGUUUGAAAAGUACAGAAUUGUUUUACUAGGCCUUAUAAUACUAGGAAACUGCCACAAGGUUUGUUGUCGUAAUAGAUCUGCGCCAUUCAUUGAGUAUCAGACUCUUGUCAUCGAUUUCCUGUUCAAACUAGCAGAGGAGAGGCAACUAGCAAGAAAAGAUGAUGUACAGAAACUCAUCCUCAUUUAUGGCAUCAUUGAAACACUUAUAAUAUCAUUUAGAAAAUUCUGAUUUUAAUGCA